Molecule: messenger RNA, 3817 nt
Organism: Rhineura floridana
Lineage: Eukaryota; Metazoa; Chordata; Lepidosauria; Squamata; Rhineuridae
Gene: LVRN
Product: laeverin
Exons: 20
Coding region: 282-3224 (980 amino acids)
Biological process (GO): peptide catabolic process; proteolysis
Cellular component (GO): cytoplasm
Molecular function (GO): metalloaminopeptidase activity; peptide binding; zinc ion binding
Source: RefSeq, a predicted model, not a curated record
UGGAUGCCGAAGGCGCGGCCAGGCGGGGUCCAUUCAGACCACCUCAGCCAACCAUUUGUUUGGCUUGUGGGUCUCUUCUAGUCCGGCCGCUCCCAUUUCCACCCACCGUGAGGCAACGAAGAGGCAUUGACCCUCGCUCCUCUGGGGUGCACCUCACCCCCAGGCCUCACACGCCCGACCUCGGGCCCCUGUGCUUAUUUCUUUCUCGGUCGCUCAGUCUUCUCCGCCCGGCUGUUUGUUUUGUCUUUGGUUUUGCGCACGGGAAAGAGACGGGCGCCAUAAUGCGCGCCAAGUUGCGCUCAGGCUUUUACUUGGGCAAAAAGUCCGUCGUGCUGCUGGCGCUGCUGGCGGCCGCCCUGCUCUUGGCGUUGCUGGUGCUGGGGAUUCUCUACGGGAGCUGCGCGCAGAAACUGAAGGACGAGCGGCUGCGGAAGGGCGCCGAAGCAAGCCCCCCGACGCCCUCUGCCAACACCAGCGCCGGGCCGUCAGCGCUGCCCCCCGGACCGUGGGACGACUGGCGCCUUCCGGCGAACUUGCUGCCUUUGCACUACUCGCUGCUGCUGUGGCCCCACCUGGCGCCCGGCCUGCCCGAGCCCCGCACGUACUCGGGGCAGGUGAAUAUCACGGUACGCUGCCGCCAGGAGACGGCCACGGUGCUUCUCCACGGCGUCGGCUUGGCAUAUCAGAGCGCCGCCGUCUGGGGAGCCGUCGAGGAGCCGCGAAGCACCAACGGCAGCCGCAGCAUCCCCGUGGCCGAGCUGUGGCAAGUCCCGCAGAACGAGUACGUGGUCCUGGAGCUGCGCGAAAACCUGAGCGCGGGCGCCCUCUAUGAACUGCAGUUCUCUUUCCAGGGAAGGAUCUACCCGGAGCCGGAUUUCCAGGGGCUCUUCCUCAACACCUAUAAGGACGAAGGAGAGAGCAGGUGGUUGGUUGCAUCACACCUAGAACCUACAGAUGCCAGGAGAGUUUAUCCAUGCUUUGAUGAGCCUGCUAUGAAAUCUACCUUUAACAUCAGCAUUGUUCACCAUCCAAGCUAUGUUGCACUUUCCAACAUGCCAGCAAUCGACGUAUAUGAGUACAAAGGUGUGAAUGAGAGCAUACUGAGUACUUUGAGUAAUGGGACCACCACGAUUAAUUGGACCGUCACAACAUUUGAAAGAACACCAAAAAUGUCCACAUAUAUCACUACUUUUGUGGUCUGUAACUUUGAUUAUGUCACCACAACAGAGAGAGGCAAUGAGAUACGCAUUUGGGCUCGGAAGGAUGCAAUUAGAAAUGGAUUUACUGAGUAUGCUUUAAAUAUCACUGGACCAAUCUUUUCAUUUAUGGAAGAUUUACUUAACGUUAGCUACCCUCUUUCAAAAACAGAUCUGAUUGCACUACCUGAUAUGGGAGCUGGUGCUAUGGAAAACUGGGGGCUAAUGACUUUCCAGGAAACAUCCUUGUUGUAUCGCCCACAAGAUAAAUUCACAGGCACGAAAAUUUGGAUUGGCCAAAUUGUUUCCCAUGAGAUAGGACACCAGUGGUUUGGAAACCUAGUUACCAUGAAUUGGUGGAAUGACUUAUGGCUUAACGAAGGAUUUGCAUCUUACUUGGAAUAUCUAGGGGUAUGCUACAUUAAACCCACAGUGCCACUGGACGAAGUCUUUAGCUUUCAUGUUGUGUUACCUAUGUUGACAAUGGAUGAUGAAAUACCAAAUCAGUCUUUAUCAGACACAGAUGAAGAACGACAAUCAGCUACUUUAAUAGACCUGUUCAGUGCAGUAACAUACAAGAAGGGGGCUUCCAUAAUCCGGAUGCUUUCCAGCUUUGUAACAGAAAGACUAUUCAUCAAAGCACUCAAUUCAUUCCUGAAUGCGUUUUCCUUUUCAAAUGCAGUCCAGGAUGAUCUGUGGAAUCACAUUCAAAAGGUAAUAGAUGAACAGAAUGAUCUUCAGUUGCCGGCACCAGUAAAAGUUAUAAUGGACUCUUGGACCUGUCAGUAUGGCUUCCCGCUCCUAACAGUAAAUCUGUCUACUGGGAAUAUCAGUCAGGAGCAUUUUUUUUCUGAAAAAAGGAAAAACAAGACAAAUAACAUGUGGAUGAUUCCUAUUUCUUGGAUAAGAAGUGGAACCGUACAACCUUUGGUAUGGCUUGAUAAGAGGAGCAAAAUAUUUCCUGAAAUGAAAAUAUCAGAUUCAGAACAUGAUUGGAUUAUUUUAAAUGUGAACAUGACUGGCUACUAUAGAAUUAAUUAUGACCAAACACACUGGAGAAGACUGGCCAAAGUGCUUGAAAAUGACCCAAAGGCCAUUCCUGUUGUUAACAGGUUACAACUGAUGGCAGAUGCCUUUCAACUGCGACGGUCUGGUUACACUGAGUAUAAUACUCCACUGUAUUUAACCAAGUACCUUGAAAAAGAGGAUGAUAUCUUAGUGUGGAAUAUGGCACUGAGUGAACUAGAAGUUUACAAUUGGGGGCUCAUUUGGAAUGAUUAUGAAUUAUACCCAGUUUUAAAGAAAUACAUCUUACCACGAAUUUCACCAAUAUACCAUCAUUAUGCAUAUCUCCUUCGUCAGAGUUUUGAAGUGCUGGAAGCUGACUUUCAUACUCUUCGUAUAGAAAACAUACUUAAAACAGCAUGUUGGUUUGGGCUUCGUGAUUGUUUAGACCUAGCAUCUGAAAUCUUCACCAAGUGGAUGAAUGACCCCAGUCAUCAGGUUCCUGUUUUUAUUAGCAAAACGAUUCAUUGCUAUGGUAUUCAAGUGGGUAGUGAGAAAGAAUGGGAUUUUGCAUGGAAAAUAUACAAGGAGAAUGAUACCAGACUGACAGGAAAUAAUUAUGAUAUAUUCUCUGCCAUGAGUUGUACCCAUGAGCCAUGGUUACUUCAAAGAUUCUUGCAGUAUAUCCUGAACGAUUCUAUAAUUUCACCAGAUCUUGUAUCAGAAGCAAUUGGAAAUGUGGCAAACAGUAAGGCUGGCCACUGGAUAGCAUGGAAAUUUGUAACAGACAAUUGGUCAAAUUUAUAUAAUAGGUGUGGGUAUGGAGCAUUAUAUGCUUUCAUGGAUACUGUCAGUACAGACUUAGAGGUCCAGUUGGUCCAGGUUUUUCUUAACAGUACACUUGAAACACAACAAAGAAUAAUUCAUACAGACAGACUGCUGAGAGUAAAAGCUGAAAAAGAAGAAAGAAAAGAACCAAUUAUUAAAAUGAUCAAGUGGCUAAAAGAAAAUACGGAUGGCUAAUAUUUGAGAAACCUUCCAAAUAUCUGUGUUUUUAGUAAGUGCCUUGGUAGCAUUUUUUUUAAAAAGAGCGCACAUUAUUUUGUGUGUAGAGCUCUCACUUCAUGUUUUAAACGGUGGCAGUCUUCUUGCAAUAGUGCCCAGUGCAAAUCAGGAUACUGUGGAGUCAAAUUUCUGUCCAGGACAUUGUUGUACAAAACAAAUUACUGAAGUUUAAUGAAUUAUUGCUCUAUGGGGAUGCACUUUUUUAAAACCUGAGCCUAAAUAAAGGCAAAAGGAACCUCAAGGAAUAUCUUUACACACUGUGUCCAAUAAACUGAAUGAAGCAAGCUUGAAUGACUGAAAUGAAGAGCUAGAAGAAGCAAUAUGUGAUGUGGAACUCUUGUCUACAUAGUUUAAAAAGUUCAGCUUUCCUGCCUUUUAAAUGGAGCUGAUGAUAAUAAUAAAACAUAGUUCACUGGUUUACCAUAAGGUUAUACCACAUGAAUGCUUCAUUCUGAUAGAUGCAGGCAGUGAUCUGUAAAAGUGCAACAUUUAUUAUUUAAGUACUAAAGAUUUUUCUACAUCAACUACAUUAAAAAUGACUUUGAAAAUUA